This is a messenger RNA of Fukomys damarensis (Damara mole-rat), 862 nucleotides long. It is a transcript of the gene Mcee, whose product is annotated as methylmalonyl-CoA epimerase. NCBI's taxonomy places the organism in Eukaryota, Metazoa, Chordata, Mammalia, Rodentia, Bathyergidae. Gene Ontology annotation, biological process: L-methylmalonyl-CoA metabolic process. The transcript has 5 exons. Gene Ontology annotation, cellular component: mitochondrion. Gene Ontology annotation, molecular function: methylmalonyl-CoA epimerase activity. The record is from RefSeq and is a predicted model, not a curated record. The coding region runs from base 1 to 447 and encodes 148 amino acids.
AUGAGCAAUCGCUUCUUCCUGCAAAAUAAAACACCCAAGAGCGAGACCCAGCGCCUCUCUCCUUUCACACCCGGAGGAGGCCGCCGCCUUGUGCACCCCUGCAGACCUCCGCGGCUGGGGCUCUUUUCUAGGCUCCACACAACACCUUCAACGGUGAGAGCUUUCUCCACGUCACCGUCCCGGCAUCAAAUGGCAGGUCCUGUAUGGAACCUAGGUCGACUCAAUCAUGUAGCCAUAGCAGUGCCGGAUUUGGAGAAGGCCAUAGCAUUUUAUAAGAAUGUUCUGGGGGCCCAGGUGGAUGAUAUCAACAAGGCUGUGAUGGAUCUGAAAAGCAAGAAGAUCCGUAGUCUAAGUGAAGGAGCCAAAAUAGGAGCACAUGGAAAGCCCGUAAUCUUUCUUCAUCCUAAAGACUGUGGUGGAGUCCUCGUAGAACUGGAGCAAGCUUGAUUUACAUUUGCAAGAAACUAAAUUAAUUGACCGGGGAAACCCUUAUCAAACACUAUUACAAUGUAUUGUGGUAUGGCUUCCAUCACUUAAAAAUUCAAACUUAAAUUGCAGAAAUAUUAAAAUAUCUCAAAGUAUUUGCCCCUUGAGAACAGCUCAUGGUCACAGGCUCCUUAGAAGGGAGAUGUUUAGGGUACUAGAGUUAGAUGAAUAGGAAAUUUUGUGGAAAAUUUGGUGCAGGAUCUGGGGGUGGAUAAAUACCUGAAUUAUUUUUUAAUUGGUGUAAUUUGUAAAGUUAUUGUCACUAGGUGUGAGAGCACCUCAGGAAGUCCUGGGGGAAUACAAAACCAAUAGUGUCUCACUGCCAAUAAGCCUGUGGUACAGUUGGGGAAAAAUGAAAUAAAUGUAAAUACUUGCA